AUGUUCCUACUACAAGAUACUCUCGUGAUCAUAAGAGCAAUUUGGCUGAGCACUAGGCUCCCGAACUCUUCAGUAUUCAUAUUUCUUCUUCCUCUGAGAAAUUACGAGGAGGAUGUUAAUCGUUUUCCGCUGGUAUUAGUUCUUGGUUCUUGGGUUCUCAAAGAACACUUGAUUUUAGUCCUGUUCUCCUUUCAUGCUCUGCAUUUUUUCUUCAAGAAAUAUGUGAUCCACACUACGACCCCGACGCAUUUUUGCCUUUGUGUCUUCCCCAAAACCUAUUUCUAUCCAACUCCAACCACAAUUUCUCUUUUCCAUAAACCUUUCCGCUCUCAAAUCUCCUGCAAAUAUUCGAAUCUCCUCACACUUGCUUACUCGGUUGCAGGAUUGGUGUCGCCAGAAGAAUUAGAGACAACACUUUGGACUGUUGUUAUCAUCAUUGUGGGAUAUAACAACAAGAAAUACUACAUUGAUAUCAUUGAAUCAAAGCCUUCAAAUCCAAUAACCAUCAUUGAAACCGAUUGUGAGGUAGAUUUUGCUCCUCCUCUUGAUUACAAUGAACCAGAGAGGCCCCACCCCUAUCAUCCUUGCCACCUGACCAAGAGGAACCAAAAUUCAACCACUUCCGCCUCCAAUGGAAAACAACUGGCGGUGCCUGGCGGAGGUGUGCCACUGCCGCCUCCUACCGGUUCUAGCUCCCACCAAACUCAGGGAAAACUCGUGUUCAGUUCUAAUGCCGCCUCUCAAAAGCAAAAGGCACCAAUUAUUUAA
Messenger RNA from Lactuca virosa, 768 nucleotides. Lineage: Eukaryota; Viridiplantae; Streptophyta; Magnoliopsida; Asterales; Asteraceae. The record is from the annotation of a GenBank genome assembly.